This is a messenger RNA of Leopardus geoffroyi (Geoffroy's cat), 2221 nucleotides long. RefSeq names its product coiled-coil domain containing 89 (gene CCDC89). Lineage: Eukaryota; Metazoa; Chordata; Mammalia; Carnivora; Felidae. The coding region runs from base 922 to 2034 and encodes 370 amino acids. The transcript has a single exon. The record is from RefSeq and is a predicted model, not a curated record.
GAGAUGUUCGGCAAAGUCACAUUAAGCUUUUCCUUACUCCUCUUUUACAUAAUGAAUAAACUGAUUCUUAUUUUAAGGUUUUAUUCUUACCUGUGUUUCCUUUGUUUCCAUUUUGAACACUUUAAUUUACUUGUUAUACUUAAGUGUUUAAUCUGGAAUUGACUUUGGUAUAUGAUAGCAAGCCUCAUCUGGAUCUUUCUUUCAGUUUUAAUGUUCAGCACAUCUAUAUUGUUCAUUAAGCUUCUUUCUAUAACCUUAUUUUGCCAUUGAGUAGAAACAGGGAAAGCUGAAUAUCUAAUAAGAUGUAUUCCCAGCCGGGGACAAUAGGAAGGGAAACUAAAGAAAUUUCACUGGGGUUUGCUCUUGUACUGAGCUGUGUUAAACAUUAUAGGUUCAACUCACAGCCACUCAGGAUCCUGGCUCCCAGAGCACCACUGCUACUUUGUAUUUAUAGAUGACACAUUUCUAAGGAGCAAACGUGUUUCCACAGAGAGUAAUUUAUUCUCAUGACAAGUGAAGGGGGGAGAUGGAGGAAAAAUAUGUCACAGGCAGCUUGAUUUAUUUACUCCUCUCAGAAAUUAGGUGGAGUCGCGUUUGUUUGUUUUGCACCCUGAUGCUGGCUGAAAACCCAGUGGGCCUGGCAUCUCUUCUCUGUACAGUAUAGGCCAGAUGCUGGGCUGGGAGCAGAGAGCUGUGAUUCGUUAGAAAGGCAAGCACAGAUUGGUUCUCCAGUCCCUCAGAUCUCCCUGUUCCUUCACGGCAUUCUGAAGACCUGUCCACCAAUCACGGGGCUGCUUACUGGAAAAAGCAACUGCUGGAGAGCGCUGGGAGUCCCUAGCAACACUCCGAGGCUUUUGAAUCUGAGGGCGAACGGCUGUGUAGUCAGGUGUAGUCAGCCGAUAUUGGAGGAGAGCAGCACCUAUGCCUCAGGAAGAAAAGGCUGUCAGGAUGGACACUCCACAUACUGAAGAACCCUUCGAUAAGAAAGACAAAAAACCAGAAAAGCAGGAAGAGGAGAUGGAGUUUAAGGAACUGGGCGGUCUGAGGGAGGCCUUGGCGAAUCUCCGGGGACUGUCCGAGGAGGAGAAGAGUGAGAAGGCCAUGCUUUGCUCCCGCAUCCAAGAGCAGUCCCAGCUCAUCUGCAUCCUGAAGCGGAGGUCAGAUGAGGCCCUGGAGCGCUGCCAGAUCCUGGAGCUGCUCAACACAGAGCUGGAAGAGAAGAGGAUGCUGGAGGCUGAGAAGCUGAAGGCCGUGAGCGAGCAUGCCCAGAAGCUGGAGGAACGCUUUAUGACCCUGGCAGCCAACCACGAGUUGAUGAUCCGCUUCAAGGACGAACACAAGAGUCAGAACGUCAAGCUCAGGGAGGAGAAUGAGAAACUGAGGCUGGAGAAUGACAGCCUCUUCAGCCAGGCUCUGAAGGACCAGGAGGCCAAAGUGCGCCAGCUCACCGUCCGGAGCGAGGCCCUCUCCAAGGAGCUGGAGACCCUGAAACAGAGGUGUACUCGGGAUGCCCGCCAGGCACAAGCCAGAGAGAAAGAGCUGCUGGAGCUGCAGAGCCGGCAGGCCUGUGCCCACGCCAAGGAGACAGAGCAGCUGCACAGCCAGCUGCAGAGCCUCCAGCAGCAGCACCAGCAGAUCGCGGAGCAGAUGGCCGCGGCGGAGCAGGCUCACAGCAGCCUGAAGCAGGAGCUGCAGGCCAGACUGCAGACGGUCACUCGCGAGAAAGAUGAGCUGCUGCAGCUGUCCAUGGAAAGGGGCAGGGCGCUUCAGAGCAAGCAAGCGGAGAUCCGCCAGCUUGAGGAGAAGCUGGAGACAGCAGAUGAGGCCAGGAGGCAUGCGCUACAGAGGUUUGAACAGGAGGCCGUGGCCGUGGACAGUAACUUGAGAGUACGAGAACUUCAGCGCAGGAUCGAUGGGAUCCAGAAGGCCUAUGAUGAACUCAGGCUGCAAUCUGAAGCCUUCAAAAAGCACAGCCUGGGCCUUUUAAGCAAGGAGAGAGAACUCAACGCCAAACUCCGCCAUCUCUUCCCAUAGGAAGCUUCUGUUUCCUCUUUCCUCUAGUUUAGAAUUGAAAUAUUUGUGCCUUAGCAUUAUGUGUAUUAUACCUUUAAGCACAAUAGGAAAAAGAAAAGCUGCUUUACUAUGAUCUUGUGGUUAUUACUAUUGUAACGCUAACACUGAUUUUCAGUCCUACCACCUAGAAUACACAAGAUUUACCUGA